AUAUCGAUUUGUGUGUUCCACAAUUUGGUCUCUCGUCCACCUAACUACCCACCCUCUUCCAUCCUAACUUGUUUUCAUCGGACAAAUCAUGAACCAAUCAGCAAUUACUAUUCACUAUAGUUAUGUUCUUUCCUUCUUAUACUUGUUUCAAAUCCACUUGGCUCUUCAAUCGCAUUCUCCCAACAUGAGUUUUCACUUUUCAACCUUAAUUUUCUAGAUAGAUGCUACUUACCUUUAGGUUGCUCUUGGUGUAGGGGUCUUCCAUGUUACCUAGAAUUUAUUUUUGCAUGAAAUUAGGGUUCUAGUCAAUUUAAGUUUUCCUUGUUGGGUCCGUUUGUAAUCAGUUUGGGGCAGUUUUAGCAUCUCAAGUAUCUUUUCAUUACAUUAAUUUCCAAUAUGGUUGGGACCCUUCCAUUGCAUCCCUCAACAUUCCCUAUGAUUACUCUUCCCAGAAAUUCCUUACAUUGUAUGCUAUACCUUCCACAUGUACCCCGGAGAAAGAUAAACAGGAUGACAGCUACUUCUGCUGAUGCAGGGAAUGUUGAACCAUCAAACAACCCUCUUUCACUAGGUGCCAUUUGGAGGCGAACUAUGCGUCCAUUAACUGAUUUUGGGUUUGGUGGUAGGAGCAUUUGGGAAGGUGGUGUUGGUCUGUUUCUCCUUUCGGGUGCAGUUCUUUUUGCACUUAGUUUGGCAUGGUUGAAGGGUUUCCAAAUCCGAUCUAAGUUCAGCAAGUACACAGCAACAUUUGAGUUUUCUCAGGCUUCUGGUAUUUCUACCGGAACACCAGUCAGGAUCCGAGGGGUCACUGUUGGUGAUGUCAUUCGAGUCAAUCCGUCCUUAAAAAGUAUUGAAGCAAUUGUUGAGAUUGAAGAUGAUAAAACAAUCAUACCACGUAAUUCAUUGGUUGAAGUUAACCAGUCGGGUCUUCUUAUGGAGACCAUAAUUGACAUUACUCCUCGAGAUCCCAUUCCAACACCUUCAGCUGGACCUCUUGACAAGGAAUGUCAUAAAGAAGGUCUCAUUGUGUGUGAUAGAGAAAAGAUUAAGGGUUACCAAGGGGUAAGUCUGGAUGCAUUGGUUGGGAUAUUUACCCGUCUUGGCCGAGAUGUAGAGAAAAUUGGUAUUGCCGACACCUAUUCAUUGGGUGAAAGAGCUGCUUCUGUUAUUGAAGAAGCAAAACCACUACUUACGAAGAUGAAAGUCAUGGCUGAAGAUCUUCAACCUUUGCUGGCUGAUGUCCGUGAUAGUGGUCUGUUGAAGGAAGUUGAGAAUUUAACUCGAAGCCUUACACAAGCUUCUGAUGAUUUGAGAAGGGCACAUUCAUCAAUUAUGACCCCUGAGAACACUGAAGUGAUCCAAAAGUCCAUAUACACUCUCAUAUUCACCCUGAAAAACAUUGAGAAUGUUAGCUCUGAUAUUUUGGGCUUCACAGGUGAUGAAGCUACAAGAAAGAAUUUGAAGCUACUAAUUAAGUCUCUCAGCAGGUUAUUGUGAAGUCAAAUUCCAAUCAUAGUUGGGCAUAAUACAAGUAGUUUAUUUCCAAUGUUUUUCAUCAAUCACAACAUUGAAGGGGAAAACAGUAAUCUGUGACUGUCAUAGUUGAUUCUAAGUUCUGGUAUUUCCUAUGGUUCUUGCUUUGUGUCAUGAUAAAAAUGUAUCUUUCCUGAUUUUGAAUGAAUUGUAGAUGGCUGGUGAUUGCUCUGAGCAUAUCCUUGUUUUUCUGUUUAACUUGUGGUAACUGUUAAUAGUUGUCACUUUUUAGAGGAAUUGCCAACCCCCCUCAAUUAAACUUGACA
Molecule: messenger RNA, 1799 nt
Organism: Lathyrus oleraceus (garden pea)
Lineage: Eukaryota; Viridiplantae; Streptophyta; Magnoliopsida; Fabales; Fabaceae
Product: protein TRIGALACTOSYLDIACYLGLYCEROL 2, chloroplastic
Exons: 6
Coding region: 397-1497 (366 amino acids)
Cellular component (GO): chloroplast inner membrane
Molecular function (GO): phospholipid binding; lipid carrier activity
Source: RefSeq, a predicted model, not a curated record